AUGAGGAUCGGAGUUUUACUGUUCCUUGUGGGGUUGUAUGUGUUGAACGUCACAUCUUCCCUGAAAAUCUGCGCUUUCAAUGUUCAGAGCUUUGGUGAAUCAAAAGCAAACAACAAGAAGGUCAUGGGGAUUCUACUGAAGAUACUUUCUCGGUGUGGCGUGUGUCUUAUUCAGGAGGUCCGGGAUGCUAAAGGAGACGCAAUACAAACUUUGGUCAAGGAUCUUAACAAAUUUGACAAAUCCAACUCAUACUCCUAUGUGGAAAGUGAAAGACUGGGAAGGAAAACCUACAAGGAACAAUAUGUGUAUGUUUACAGGAACAAUGAGCUGAAAAUCAAAGAGCAUUAUCAGAAUCCUAAGUUCGAUGGAGAGGGGACCAGUGGAGGGGAUGUUUUCUCCAGAGGGCCUUUCAUUGUCCGCUUUCACUCCCCGACAACAUUGGUGAAGGAUUUUGUCCUGAUUGGGCAGCACACCUCUCCAAAAACUGCCAUGAAGGAGAUGGAUGAACUGUAUACUGUCUUCAAAGGAAUUUACAAGCAGUGGAAGACGGAUAAUGUAAUGAUCAUAGGGGACCUCAACGCUGGCUGCAGUUACGUUACCAUCAAGGGCUGGAGAGCUGUGCGCUUGAGGAGUGACCCCAGAUUUCACUGGCUAAUUGGAGAUGAGCAGGAUACUACUGUGCGGGAGAAGACACACUGUGCCUAUGACAGGAUUAUCGUCCAUGGACGUGAGAUUAUUUCCAGUAUAGUACCAGGUUCAGCUCAACCAUUCAACUUUAAACUGAAUUUCCACCUCACUGAGGAGGAGGCUUUACAGGUGAGUGAUCAUUUUCCUGUAGAAGUUGACCUGAAGCCCAACCAUCGCUACCUUCUUCGCCAUGACCUGUAAACCAAGCCUUUUUGGAUAUAACUGUAGUUUUACUUGAUUAUUAGAAGUUAAAACAAAUAAAAAAUACCCAACAAAAUAUUCUCUGAUAAGUACUAUUCUUUUAGAAAAACUCAAACUUAUCAUUAUCAAAGUGGAACCGCACUCAUCUCAGUUACAAAAGACACCAAUGAACGUGCGUUGUUUCAGCAUGAAGGAACUGUGUGUUCGACUGCUGGAGCUCAUAUUAUACAUCUGAAACCAAAACCACAUCAAAGCUGACAUCAUUUCAUAAGCUCAUGAAGGAAGCCACAUGCAGCAACAACAGAUGAGAGUUACUUCGCAGUCUCUUCCUUUCUGAGAAAGGAGACUAUCUGUGGCAAUGCAUUAACUUUUGUCUUAAUAUUGUAUAACCUAGUCAUUUGUGUAUUUGUAAAGAUGGAACAAAGUCUGUCUGAUCUACUUAGUGAUGCAUUUUCAGAAACAUCUGUUCCAUCCUUUCCCGAUGAAGAGCUGGACUUUGUGAAUUUAUAUUUUGAUGAAAAGUUUGAGGAAGACAAGACAGACCUCUCUCAUGAAAACCAGGAAGCAGCAGGUGAAGCUACAGCUCUGUCUAGCGUGGAAAAUAAAGACACAUACAUAGCCGAAAAUGUUGACGAAGAGCAGUCUAAUGACAAAAAUGAUGAGGAGGACUUUCAAGGGGCUGGGAUCAGUGUCGUGAAUAUGGACAAAACACCAGAGGAGGAUUACACAGGUUCAGAUAAAGAGUCUGAAGAGGAAGCUUCUGUCUCUGGAGAAGAUGAAGAUUGUGAGGAAGAGGAUAUGGGAACAGGAGAAAGACCAGGAGAUUUGAUGAUGUUAGUCCACUGUGGCGACAAGUCCUGCUACGGUAAUACAGAGGACAGUAUUGUUGCUGAGGGACAACCUCUGGCCCCAGAGGGUCCUGAAAGCCCUCAAGUUAUAAAUGAGGAACAAGGAGAGAGUGAGAGUGAUGAGGAAGUGUCCUAUAGCGGUCGAACCCCUGAACAUGGCAAUGAGGUGACGACAAAAGAUGAUGGGAUUGAAGACGAUGAAGAAAGGGAAGAAGAAAAGCAAGAGGACUCUUCUGAUUCUGAGUGCGAGGGCAUG
This is a messenger RNA of Monopterus albus (swamp eel), 1992 nucleotides long. It is a transcript of the gene dnase1l1l, whose product is annotated as deoxyribonuclease I-like 1-like. Bases 1 to 888 code for a protein of 295 amino acids. Gene Ontology annotation, biological process: DNA catabolic process. The record is from RefSeq and is a predicted model, not a curated record. Lineage: Eukaryota; Metazoa; Chordata; Actinopteri; Synbranchiformes; Synbranchidae. The transcript is spliced from 10 exons. Gene Ontology annotation, molecular function: deoxyribonuclease I activity; DNA binding. Gene Ontology annotation, cellular component: nucleus.